AUGAUGACAGGCACCAUAGACGCCUACACCCAAUUCCAGCUCAAGCCCUGGGACGUCGCCGCGGGCAUCUGCAUACUGGAGGAGGCCGGCGGCCGCGUCAGCACCGCAGACGGCCUCGCCUACUCUGUUUUCGACCGCUCCCUUCUGGCGGCCAACGACGCGCUGUACCCCGCCGUGCUCGAGAAGCUGGAGCCGCGGAUGUCGGCGCUGCUGGCAGCAGGGGCGCAACUCGGGCCUGCGAACGUGCCGCCUGGGUAUGGGGUCAAAGCGGGCGCCCAGCUGGAGUGA
Molecule: messenger RNA, 288 nt
Organism: Monoraphidium neglectum
Lineage: Eukaryota; Viridiplantae; Chlorophyta; Chlorophyceae; Sphaeropleales; Selenastraceae
Exons: 1
Coding region: 1-288 (95 amino acids)
Biological process (GO): inositol metabolic process; phosphatidylinositol phosphate biosynthetic process; signal transduction
Molecular function (GO): inositol monophosphate 1-phosphatase activity
Source: RefSeq, a predicted model, not a curated record